UUUGGGCCGGAUUGGGUUAAACAAAGGACAUAGAAAGAAGGGUGUUGCUCACUGGUGAGUGGUGAAUGGUGAUCUCAUCUCAGUGCAAUCCUCCGUAGCAUAUAUUCAUUCUCUCAUAGUUAUAAAUAAUCCCGAAUCGAGGUGUCGGUUUUGAAAAGAGUUAACAGUCUCUUCUCUUCUCUUCGCUCCUCCACUUGUUUGCCCUUCAUGGCGGCAUCUCAGGCAAGCCUUCUCCUUCAAAAGCAGCUCAAAGAUCUUUGCAAAAACCCCGUCGACGGCUUCUCUGCCGGUUUGGUCGAUGAAACCAACAUUUUCGAAUGGAGUGUCACCAUAAUUGGACCGCCCGAUACUCUUUACGAGGGGGGAUUUUUCAAUGCUAUUAUGAGUUUCCCAUCCAAUUACCCAAAUAGUCCACCUUCAGUUAAGUUCACUUCAGAGAUAUGGCAUCCCAAUGUAUAUCCCGAUGGCCGGGUUUGCAUAUCAAUUCUUCAUCCUCCUGGUGAGGAUCCAAAUGGUUACGAGCUUGCGAGUGAGCGCUGGACACCUGUUCAUACGGUAGAGAGUAUAGUAUUGAGUAUCAUAUCGAUGCUUUCCAGCCCUAAUGAUGAAUCUCCUGCAAAUGUUGAAGCUGCAAAAGAGUGGAGAGAUAGGAGAGAUGAUUUCAAGAAAAAGGUUAGCCGAUGUGUAAGGAAGUCACAAGAAAUGUUGUGAUUUGUCGCCUACGCCUCAUACUGCUGCUGCUUUUUUCUGAACUGGAGGACAUAUAAAUGUGUAAUGGAUUGGUUCUCCUGUUACUGUUGAUCCGUAUAAGAAUCGCAUUGGAAGUCCACAUUCCUCCUUUCUUCAGUUCCAUCAUGUUCUCUGCAUGGCCAUUUAUCAUAACUUGGAAAACAAACUGUAUUCUAAGUGUUUUUGGCCGGUCUUUUUGACUACUUUAUUGAAAAAUUUACUUUGUUCAUUCGCAUAAAAGUUUAUAUUGGAUUUCUUAUCUAAAAAAAGGUUUAUUAUUUGAGUUUUGGUA
Molecule: messenger RNA, 1021 nt
Organism: Glycine soja
Lineage: Eukaryota; Viridiplantae; Streptophyta; Magnoliopsida; Fabales; Fabaceae
Product: ubiquitin-conjugating enzyme E2 7-like
Exons: 6
Coding region: 208-711 (167 amino acids)
Biological process (GO): protein polyubiquitination; ubiquitin-dependent protein catabolic process
Molecular function (GO): ubiquitin conjugating enzyme activity
Source: RefSeq, a predicted model, not a curated record